AUGCCUAAGCUAUCGAAAAACUGGACGCCACUACCUGAGGGGUGGCUGAAGCUGAACGUCGACGACUCUUUUUGCGAGCAUUCGAGCAUCGCUGCUCCACCUCCCCUCCACCGCGCCGGGCAUGUCUGCCCCGCCGACGGCGUCCCGCCGCCGCCACGUGUCCCCGCCGCCGCCGUUCCCACCGCGCGCUGCCGCGGGCCCGCUCGGCCCAGGCGCGGCCCGCCCGAGCCCAUCGGGGCCCGAGCCGCCCCAAGCGCGCCGCCGCUCGCCUCCAAGCUCUCGUCGGAGCUUCGCCGCCCGCUCGCCGGCCUCCCGCACCGCCAGGCUCCCUUUGCCGCCGCUGGCGCGCCCCGCCCCGCCGUCGACCACCGCCGCCCGACCUCACCUCGCCACCGCCGCCGGGCUCCGCCCCGCGCCCCGCCGGCGUCCCGCCCCAUGCCGGCCGCCGCCUCCUCCUCGCCGGUGCGCGUCACCGCAUUCCGCGCCGGCCGCCGCCCGGACCUCGCCUCCCCUCGCGCCGCCAUGCCCCGCUCAUCACCGGUGCUCCUCCGGUGA
This is a messenger RNA of Aegilops tauschii subsp. strangulata, 555 nucleotides long. The record is from RefSeq and is a predicted model, not a curated record. Lineage: Eukaryota; Viridiplantae; Streptophyta; Magnoliopsida; Poales; Poaceae.